AUGUCGACCAGCGCAGCGGAUGUCAUCACUCAACAAGGCACCCAAAUUGCCUCACUCCACCAGCAGCUCGCAGCAAGUCAAGCCCAGUUUUCCGCCCUCACAAGGGAGAAUAUGGCACUCAAAGAAGCACGUUCUGAAGCGGAAGUGAAAGAGCGGGAGCUGCAGGAUGAGGUGCACACAAUGCACAUGAAUUGGCUCGAGAGUGAGAGGGUUCGGGUGAAGGUGGCACGGGAGCGUGAUGAGGCGAAGGCGGAUAAGAAGGAGGCGGUGCGGGUUGCUUGGGCUUGGUUGACGGCCGUUGAUGAUGGGUUUGUGCACGAUGAGGUUGUGGGGGAUGCCGAGGCGUUGUUGAAGAGUACGAGGAGAUAG
This is a messenger RNA of Fulvia fulva, 369 nucleotides long. RefSeq lists its product as uncharacterized. The record is from RefSeq and is a predicted model, not a curated record. The coding region runs from base 1 to 369 and encodes 122 amino acids. The transcript is spliced from 2 exons. NCBI's taxonomy places the organism in Eukaryota, Fungi, Ascomycota, Dothideomycetes, Mycosphaerellales, Mycosphaerellaceae.